Amborella trichopoda is the source of this 4077-nucleotide messenger RNA. Lineage: Eukaryota; Viridiplantae; Streptophyta; Magnoliopsida; Amborellales; Amborellaceae. The record is from RefSeq and is a predicted model, not a curated record.
UUCACGCUCCUGCUCGCCAAUAAUUUCAGUUGCCUCGUUAUCCCUACCUCCCUCCCUCACUGUACAUACAUACUACACCUCUCUCUCUCUCUCUUUCUCUCCUCACUUUUUCUCUCUCCUCUCUUUCUCUCUCCUCUCUUCCCUCUCUCUCUCUCUUACACGCACAAGGUAUACCUUCUUUUUCUCUCUCUUGCAUUUCGCACUCCGCCGUCUCCGCUUCUCACAUUCUGCAACUUUAUCAACUUCACCAUUUCAUGGAGGUUACCUUCCUCUCCAGACCCCCAUUGCUCCCAUUUUCUCCUUCUUCUUCUUCUUCUUCGAAAUACUUGCCUUUCUCCUCCUUUCAAACCCUCUUCAGAGUGGAUCUCCUGGGCUUGGCCAACUCUCUCAGACCUCCUGCUCUCCGCUCUCCCAAAAAGUUCAGGCCAUUAGAUUUAAGGUUUCGGACUCAUCGCUCUCAUGGCCUUAUCUGUCGAGCUGCUUUAAUGGAGACCUCUGCUCUUAUCGCAAUUGCAAUUGCUGUCGUUGCUGCCAUCCGCUUUUACUUAAAUUACAUAAAUCAAAGGCAUAAGAAGCCUUCGAAGGUCAUUACUGAGACUACAAUGGAGGCUCAAGAAAAUCUCCAAACUGAGCACUCAAUACCAAAAAUAAACUUUAUUGAGUAUGAUGAAUGCACUAAGGAAGUGGCUGUCACUGCAGCAGCUGCUUCUGAUGUUUUCACAGUCGUUGCUUCUAAUUUUAAGGGAUUUCACUCUCCUGAUCUUCGAAGAAUUCAAAACACAGGGGGUAUACAAGAGAUGGUUAAAAUAAAGGAAAUACAAAAACCCAAUUUUCAUUCUGCGGGAUCAAGUGCUAGGAACCCUUCUUAUGCCAAAGCAGCUGAAGUCAUGAGCUUGGAUCUUAUGCCAAAGAAAUUUGGUGAAAAGGGUGAUUGUGACUUGGAUAGUUCAAGAUUUAUCUGCGCAAAAAGGCAAUUGGAUGAAGAAUCUCAAGGGGAAGCUCAUGUGAACACCAUGGUAUCCAUGGCCCUGGAAGCAUCACAUUUUAAGGGCUCCUCUGAUAACUUAAAGCGUACACAUGCAGCUGUAGUAGUCCAUCUUAAUCAUGAACAUAGAUAUGGAACAAAUAGAACCUUUGGUACUCUAGUCUCUGGUGAAAAUGGGGAAUGUAAAGGGCUGGCUAUGGAGCCUAAAACAAUCGAUGGAAGUCAGUAUGGUGUGUCUUUUUCAAUAAGCUCUCAAACUCCUGGCACUAUUAAUUCCCACAUGGACAAAAAUAACAUGGAGUGUCUGUCAUUUAAGUGGCCUCAUAACCACAACAAACUGGGACAUGCUGCGAAGGUUAUGAAUAACAAUGCAAUAAGCUCUCAAACUCCUGGCACUACUAAUUCCCACAUGGACAACAAUAACAAGGAGUGUCUGUCAUUUAAGAGGCCUCAUAACCACAACAAACUGGGACAUGCCGUGAAGGUUAUGAAUAACAAACAAAUUUUGGAAGGAAGAGUUCUCUCUCCAUAUGAUAAACAAGGGUCUGUAAAAGCAAGAAAGAAACGAAACAAUGGAAUUGGGUUCACAGUUGACAAGGAAGAAAAUUCUGUUCAGAAUGAUGUUGGGAGUUUCCCGCCGAGCCGUCUACCCAACGAGUCUGAGAAGGAAAAGGAUGACCUAUCCGAGUACCUCAGGAUGUAUAAUCGCUGGUUAAAACAUGGGAGAUUGAAUGAUUGCAUACAAUUGCUAGAAAGCAUCGACGAGAAGGCAUUGUUAGAUAUGGAUAAGAUUUACCACACACGAUUUUUGAACAUGUGUAAAACACAAAAGGCUGUGGAUGAGGCAUUUCGUUUUGUCCAGCUGGUUAGGAAGCCAUCCUUGAGUACAUUCAACAUGCUUUUGUCAGUGUAUGCAAGUUCUCAUGAUUCAGAAGGAGCAUUUCGUGUCCUCGCGCUAGUCAAGGAGGCAGGAUUAAAAGCUGAUUGCAAAUUAUACACGACGCUAAUUUCAACUUGUGCAAAAAGUGGAAAGGUUGACGGAAUGUUUGAAGUGUUUCAUGAAAUGGUCAAUACUGGAGUUGAGCCAAAUGUCCAUACGUAUGGGGCCUUGAUUGAUGGUUGUGCUAGGGCUGGACAGAUUGCCAAGGCAUUUGGGGCCUAUGGGAUUAUGAGAUCCAAGAAUGUGAAGCCUGAUCGAGUUGUGUUCAAUGCACUUAUCAAUGCAUGCGGUCGAUCAGGAGCAGUGGAUCGUGCAUUUGAUGUUCUAUCAGAGAUGAGAGCUGAGCCUCAACCCAUAGAUCCUGAUCAUGUGACUGUUGGUGCAUUGAUGAGAACAUGCUCACAAGCCGGACAGGUUGACAGAGCACUUGAAGUAUACAAAAUGGUCCAUGGGUAUAACAUCAAGGGUUGCCCAGAUGUUUACACAAUAGCUGUUAAUAGUUGCAGUGAAAAGGGUGAUUUGGAUUUUGCCUUGAGAGUUUAUGAUGAUAUGAAAGAGAAUGGUGUUAAGCCUGAUGAGGUGUUUUUUAGUGCGCUAAUAGAUGUUGCAGGACAUGCUGGAAAGUUAGAUGUUGCCUUUAGUAUCAUCCAGGAUGCCAAAAAUCAUGGAAUACAGAUCGGGAACAUAUUAUAUAGCUCUGUAAUGGGAGCUUGUAGGCAUGCAAAAAGUUGGCAAAGGGCACUGGAGCUGUAUGAAGAUAUCAAAUCCAUCAAACUACUUCCAACUGUGUCAACAUUGAAUGCUCUGAUCACUUCUUUGUGUGAAGGUGACCAACUUCACAAAGCAGUGGAAGUGCUAGAGGAAACAAGGGAAGCAGGCAUGUGUCCAAACAGCAUAACAUACUCUAUCCUCUUUGUGGAGUGUGAAAAGAAGGAUGAAACAGAAUGUGCAUUAAAGCUUCUUUCAUAUUCAAAGAAGGAUGGGAUUGGCGUUAAUCUCAUAAUGUGCGGAUGUUUCACUGGUCUUUGCUUGAGGAGGUAUGAGAAGGCUUCUGCCCUUGGUGAGCCUAUUUUGGCUUUCAGUUCGGGAAAUGCUCAGAUCGAUAACCAGUGGACAUCAUGGGCAUUAAUGGUCUAUCGUGAAACAGUUUCAGCUGGUAUCAUACCAACUAUGGAAGUUUUUUCACAGGUUUUGGGAUGUCUUCAGAUACCUUAUGAUCCUGUGUUGAGAAAUAGUCUUCUAGAUAAUCAAGGAAUUAGCAUUGAUGUUUUGAGAUGCCCAAAUGUAUGUUCAUUAGUAGAUGGAUUUGGGGAAUACGACCCCCGUGCCUUCUCCCUACUUGAGGAAGCUGCAUCACUUGGAGUUGUUCCUGGUGUCUCUUUCAAAAGCAGCCCCAUAAUUGUUGAUACGAGGAUGUUACGGAUUCAUACAGCUGAGGUGUACUUUUUAACUGUUCUUAAGGGUCUCAAACAUCGGCUAGCUGCUGGUGCAAAACUUCCAAACAUGACUAUCAUACUUCCUAUAGAGAAGACCACAGUUGCAUCAGGAAAUGGAGAUAAAACCGUUCACCUGUCUGGAAGGAUUGGGCAAGCUCUUGGGGCCUUGCUGAGGAGGUUGGGACUGCCAUAUCAAGGGAAUGAAUCAUAUGGGAAGAUUCGGAUCAGUGGGCUCGCCCUAAAACGCUGGUUUCAGCCGAAGCUUGCCCUUCGGUUCAGUAGAAAACAACCUGAGAUGAGCUCCCCACCUACACGUUUGGCAAAAGGUAUUACAGAUCAACAGCAUAGUAUUCGUACAAAGAAUCUCUCUCUCUCUAAUGAUUUCAAUGAUGGUUCAAGAAGCUUGGAACCAGGCAUCAAUCAAGAUGUUCCAGAUUUCAGUUUUGAUUAGAAUAUUUCGAAGAGUAACAUAUGAGGAAGAGAGUUUGAAUCAAGAAGUGGGUGAAGAUUUAGUAGUAAAAUGGUAUUUAUGAAUCUUGGUUGCUAGUCACUAACAUGAGCCCCCAGGGCAGCAACAACUUUAUAGAGCAGAGAUCCCUAAUAUUUAUGUGGAAAUUCCUCUUAAAUGUGCAAGAUUUUGAUAAAUUGCCAGGAUGAAUUUAUUUGUAUUAGAACAGAAUAAUUUCAAUAAAUAGGUGAAUAAAAUUUAUAUUGUA